GGUAAAUCAUCACGGUCCCCAAUCUGCACAAUGAAAUGACCCAAAGACCUUAACGCGUUAAUGCCCGUUUAACGUAAGAAUUAAAAAAAGAAAAAACUACGUGUUAAUAAGAAGUUAUAUGUACGUAUUCUUUUUUUCUGCCGGCAUUCAUGCAUAGAACUCCGGGUGUGACGUCAGUGCCGUAGCCCUUUUCCCACGUGACGCGUGCGCUCCACACACAGGCCUUGUUUCCUGGGGAUACUGCAUUAGUGGUGAAGCUCACGGUACAGUGUGGAAGUCAGCAGCAGAGCCUUGGUGUCAUUUACGGUACGAGCAGCCGGCUGUAUUAUUGUGAUGUCUGUGUGUGUGUCGGGAUGAACCGAGUCACUGGAUAUAUUGAACCGGAACAUUGGAUCCCGGUCUGUGGAUAAUAAAACAUUCAGACACCCAAAUCAUGGCCGGACUGAUCAAGAAGCAGAUCCUCAAGCAUCUCUCCAGGUUUGCUAAGAACCUGUCCCCAGAUAAGAUCAACCUGAGCACGCUGAAAGGGGAGGGUCAGCUGACCAACCUGGAGCUGGAUGAAGAGGUGCUGCAGAACAUGCUGGAUCUGCCCACAUGGCUGGCCAUCAACAAGGUCUUCUGCAACAAGGCAGCGAUUCGGAUCCCAUGGACAAAGCUGAAAACACAUCCUAUAACCCUGUCACUGGACAAAGUUGUGAUGGAAAUGAGCACCUGUGAUGAGCCACGUCCACCCAAUGGACCCUCUCCCAUAGCAGUAGCCUCAGGUCAAAGCGAGUAUGGUUUUGCUGAGAAGGUUGUAGAGGGGAUUUCUCUGUCUGUGAAUUCAAUCGUUAUCCGGAUCAGUGCCAAGGCCUUCAAUGCAUCAUUCGAGCUUUCUCAGCUGCAGGUCUACAGCGUUAACACCAGCUGGGUGACCAGCGACCUGCGCUACACACGCAUUCAGGACCCUGCUCGUGGAGAGAUCCUGACCUUCAAGGAGGUUAGCUGGCAGAUGAUCCGGAUUGAGGCUGACGCCAUCCAGAGCUCCGAACACGAGGUGCUCAGUGCCCCCAUCCGUCUUAUCACCAAUCAGUCUAAAAUCAGAGUCACACUAAAGAGGAGGAUGAAGGACUGCCAUGUUGUGGCGUCUAAACUGAUCCUGAUCCUGGACGACCUGCUGUGGGUGCUGACAGACUCACAACUCAAAGCCAUGGUGCAGUACGCCAAGUCUCUGAGUGAGGCUAUGGAAAAGUCUGCGCUGCAGAGGAAGAGCAUGGCAUCCGACUCUCAGGCAACAAUGGCACCUGCCUCUGCACAGCAGGUACACACACAGCAGGCCUCAGCUGCAACUGACCCAAGUGCCUCUAUGGCUCACCUCUUUAAUGCCUUCAAUGUGUGUGAAACGUCCCACCACCUGCAGAUUACACAUCUGGACUUGCACAUCUGUGACGACAUCCACGCCAAGGACAGAGGGAUUGAUAAGAGGAUCCAAUGUGGAGCCAUGCAGCUGUCUUUCAGUUCCAUCACCAUGGACUACUAUCCGUUCCACAGAGCAGGUGAGACCUGUCAGCACUGGAUGCACUACAGCGAUGCCACAAAGGCCCGUGAAUCCUGGGCUCGUGCUCUGCUAGAAGAAUAUAGGUCUAACAUGGAAAUGCUCAAAAAUGCCGUCAGCGGACAAUCCCAGUGCUCCCCUCAACAUGAGGAGCCGAGUGCUGGCGUAGUAGUUAGGCAGCUGGACUCUGGUGCUGAAGCUUGGGAUCCAUUCCCACACUGCUGCUGGUGCUCGGAGCCAGGCAAAAUUUCUACCAGCACUAGUACUUCCUUCUCUCAACCUCCCAGCCCCAGGUCCCAGCUCAUGUCUAGCUCCAUCGUACUGCGCAUGGCCGACUUCAGUAUUUUUCAGGUGUCAACAGCAGACCAGCGGCGCACCACUCCUAAGGCUAUGAUAUCCUGUAAUAAAAAGACCCUCUACCUACCACAGGAGAUGCCUGCUAUCUACCUGGAAUUCACCGAGUAUUACUUCCCCGACGGAAAGGACUACCCCAUUCCCUGCCCUAACCUAUAUGUGCAGCUGAAUGCCCUGCAACUAGUUGUGGAUGUACAAAGCCUGGUGUGGCUCAACCUGUUUGCUCUGGAUUUGCGCCACAGCCUUGUCCAGUUCAUGGAGCUCUAUAAGCUAAAUGACUCCCAAAAACCUGAUGAGCACAUUGACAUCAAAGUAGAUGGUCUCAUGCUAAAGUUGGUGAUUCCUGGUGACCAGAAUCAGUUUCAGCCAGACCAUCCCCGCUCCAUUUCAGUGCAGACGUCUGAAAUGGUGGCCACGAACACACGCCACUCGCCUGGCUGCUCCCGCUCUGACCUUGAGGCUCUACUGCAGGCUUUUCGAGAGCAGGCCUUCUUCACCUCCUCCACAUCAUCUUCAUUUCCUGUGCUUCACCCAGUCUUCCAGCGGCAUGCACAUGAAAGGGACACUUGCCUGCAUGAUGUCUACCAUGGCCUGGCACCUCCUGCCCUCAGCACUGAUGCUCUCAGGGCACCAGCUGCCACUGAUCUGUGGGCUCUACGUUUCACCCAAUUCUGGGUUGACUACGAGGGUCCCCGAAGCCACAGGCCCUCACCAUGUGUUGAUUCGUUUCCUCUCACCCUAUGGCUGUGCCAGCCUGCCCGCUAUGUUCAGCACCAGCAGAGAACAAAAGCUGCUGCAGGCACAGGGUCCACGCUAACUGAUGUCAGUGGUCGGCUACAGAGGAAAAAGCUGUUGAAAGAGUAUUAUAGCACUGAGGCGAUGGCCAACCAACCAACCAAUGGCCUGCACAAACCUCUCUCUCUCGAUGGAUUGAAAGCUGCUGAUUCAACUUCCGUUGCAUCUUCCUGUUCUACGUCCUCUGGAGACACAGACGUGCAAGUUUUGGUACAUGUACAGAAGCUGCUGAGUGUGCAAGCUAGCCAUAGCCAGUAUGUGUUCCUGUUGAAACUGCAGCAAAAACUGAAAUCGCUGCAGCGCACCCUGCAGCAGGACCUGCAACAGCAUGGCUUGGCACAGAAAGGUACUGGACGGACGUUUGAUGCGUGUGUGGGCCUCCUGGUGAGCAGUGCCGAAGUUGCCCUGCUGCUGAAGCCCGUGCCAACAGCCGACGUAGACAACAGCCCUCUGGGCUCUGAUCUCUCGCCAUCUGGAAGCAGAGCCACACUGGAGGUUGCCAGUGAGGCAGGAGACAGCACAACCGGUACAUCCCAACUCGCCUGUCCUAUGGACCAGCUGCUGUGUGUAGACACAGAAAUACAGGGCCAGAGUGCUCCACCUCUCCUGCCUUUUUCAGCAUCCUCCCAAACUGAGAAGAAAGGUUCUAUUGAGGAGAAAAUUGCAUGGUCAGGUCCAGAGGAGAAAAAAAAAAGUGCGGAUGGUUUUCAGGAUGGCAAGGAAUUCAAAUCUUUGGCGUUGGACCCCAUGGCAGAGCCAAUCUCUAAGGACUGGAAUGACAAGAGCCAUGGAGCCAAACUACCUCAGUCUAUGUCCAGUGGGCGCCUGAUGAGGGAUCGAUCACAUUCCACUUUCUCAGUGGCCUAUAAGAACAUGAAGAGUCCUUCACUGCAGUCUCUGGACAACAUCUCCCUAGACAGCUCUUUACUAGAAGACUAUGAUUCACUGGAGAGAGAUGAUAUGUCUAUCUCUGGGUAUAAAGCCAAUCUGAGUGAUCCGAGUGCUGCUGAGCGAGCCACUGAGGUGAUGGUGCAGGAUGGAGAAGAGGCAAAAUCACCUGAAACAGUCAGUGCGACAUCUCAGAGCACUGAUGAGCAGGCGAAAGAUCUGGUGUCUGUGCUGGUCCUGAAGGUUCACUCGGUGUGUUCCUCUCUGAAUGUGAGAGGUGAUAACACUACACUAGCUCUGGAGGUGGGGCAGGUCCGUACCAAUCAGCUCGGCAACGUUAGUCUACGCCAGUAUCUUAGCAACCACAGUCUUGGCUCAGGCUCAGACCAGGAGCCCCGAAGUAAGCAGCAGGAUCCAGAGGUUCGACUCCGGCUGGAGAGUGGGCCGGACGCAGCUGCUCGCUCUCCUCUGGCUGAGCACAAUGGUUUCCUGCAGUGCCAGCUGCAAGCCUUCAGAGCUGACUUCCUCAUGACAUCUCUGCACAAUCUCUCCAUCUUCCUAGAUGAUAAUUCCACCUCUCACAUGCUCCCCAUGGAGAUCACGAUUCGAGACACACACAUUAACCUGAAGGAUGAUGGUCCCCGAGACAGCCCUUCAGAUCCGGAAUCCACUCCCAUGUCCCUACAUAUCGACAAUCUAUUGGUGCUGCGCAGAGAUGACGGCUCCUUCCACAUUGGAGUUGAGCAUGCUGCACAGGUAGAGCCACAAAAGAUGGAGCAUGUUCCUGACAACAGGAUUAUUUCUGCACCUGAAGCACGUCGAACUGUAGACAAGGAGCCGAAAGCCACGCAGACAACACCUCCGUCACCCGCAAACCCCUUCCAAACCAGCAGUGAAAAGAUGCUGAUGGAGGAGAACGAGUGUUUGAAACUGGAACUGUCGAGAACCAAGAUGGCACUUGCAGAAGCCCAGAUGGAGAAAGACUCCUUGCAGCACCAAAUAAAGAACAUCAAACUCAACACUGGGGGCAGCACCAGAUAGGCGAGAUCUGAGCAGAACCAUCCAGUGAAGAUACUCUCUGUUAAACCUGACUCUUUCCUCCCUUCCCCUCAUCUUUCUUGUCCAUCAUUCUUUCCUGUUCUUACAACAGACUGCCCAUAUUAUUUUCUCCAGUCUAUGUGGAUUCUGCAGAAUCUGUUUGCCUACAUGAGUGUUUUUGUGUGCACACAUUCUGUCCUUUCUGGACUUCUCUCUUCUCUUAAAUAGUUGAGUUGACACUGAAUGUCAUAUUUUGAAAAGAAUGUCUUAAAAUUAAAGGCAAUUUGCACAACACUGAGCUCCAUAUAACAAAAUGUACAUAUUAAUAGCAGUUUAGCUGUUAACAGAUUGUCUCUGUGUGUACAGUAUGGAUAUACACACAAGAAUGUUUUCUAAGUUUUGAAUGGCCCAGUUGUUUGUGUAAAUGGAUGAGUUUUUUAUAUAUUGUUUUAUUACCUAAAAACACUUAAUUGCUUCAUUCCAUGCACUACAACAACUUCCCUAACACAAGAUUGCACAUAGAUAUUGAAUUUGGUGUAAGUGAUAUUAUGUGUUUAGAAGGCGGCACUUUUCCUUGCUGAUUCCUCGUAAGCCGGUGUGUUUUUGCAAUCAUACAAAGACAUCUCUGGUGUGUGAGCGUGUGUGUGUGUGUGUGUGUGUGUGUGUGGGUGCUACCAUUAAUUGUGUUGUAGGACAUAUGUUCAUAUGAUUAGUUUUUUAUGAACUGAAGUGCUGCACAGUGUUUGCAGUUGCGGUGCUGCUUGAGCCUGUGUAAUUCUGGUGUGUUAUAAACAGGCUCAUAUUUCUAGCAUUUUGGUAUCCAUGCACUCACUUGAGGUUUUUUUUGUUUGUUUGUUUUUUUAAAUGCAGAACAAUUUUCAAUGUUUGCCUAUUGUAAGGGUGUGACACACAAACCAAAUUUAGUUGAAUUGUCGAAUAUCGAUUGCUUAGGAAUUAAGUUUGUUUUGUGUAAUUAUGCUAAGAGGGAAUAAGUCCUAUGUUUGUAUGUGCAGUAAUUUGUGUAUUGAUGCUUAUUAGUUUAGACCAAAGCUGUUCUUGUUCUCUGCCAUGACUUGUGCCCUCUAGUUACCACAGCCUGUCCUGAAUCUGUUAAAAAUCUGCCCUACAACUGAGAAUUACAUGCACAGCAAAUGUACUGAUGAAAUCAUGGAAAAUAAUUUAUUCUGAAAAAGCUGCUGGAACAUCUAAAAUAAAAGAAUAAAAUCAAAUCUUUCUAGAAUGUGGCUGAAUGUGUUUCAGAAAUAUAUAUGCCUUUUCUUCUGUGAUUAAAAAUGCAAUAAGUAAAAUGUAAACAAUUUUUUGCCAGAUUUUGGAUUUUUUUAAAGCUAAAAUAAACAGUUUGUAGUGAUGUUA
Tachysurus fulvidraco (yellow catfish) is the source of this 5983-nucleotide messenger RNA. It is a transcript of the gene bltp3b, whose product is annotated as UHRF1 binding protein 1-like. Lineage: Eukaryota; Metazoa; Chordata; Actinopteri; Siluriformes; Bagridae. The record is from RefSeq and is a predicted model, not a curated record. The coding region runs from base 434 to 4612 and encodes 1392 amino acids. The transcript is spliced from 22 exons.